AUGGCCAGAAUCAACGUCUCAGAGAACGAAAUUAUUAGCAAAAUGAAAGCGAUAAAUCUGAAGGAAGCGAAGAGCCCCCCUUCCCUCAGCGUGAAGAACUACACAAAAUCUAUCGCGCACAAGUUGAAAAAAAACAGAGAGGGAAUUAUUUCCUGCAAGGAGCAGAUUCGAAACCUGGAAGUUCUAACCAGGCGGAUGCACAGAGAACUGUCCGAUGGAAACAAGGAAUUAAAAAAAUUAAAAAAAAAUAUUGAAAAGUCUGACGUGCUAAAUGCUCAACUGGAGCUGAACAUCAUGACCCAAAUGAAGAGGAACAAUGCACACAACAGUAUGAUCUCCCUUUUAAAAAAAAAAAAAAUAGGUAUUAACAAAACAAAGGGCAUUAUCGACAGUGAUAUUAAUUACAUGGAAACGAGAAUAACCAUGAUGAAAAACAAUGUAGAAGAAAGUGAGAAGAAAUAUUACAAGUUGGUUGGUGCUAAGGACAAACUGCACAACGAAAUGCUCAAGUUUAAAAAGGACCGAAGGGAUUUGCAGAACCAUUUAAAUCACACCAAGAGGAAUCAUAAUCUUUUGAAAAACCAGAUGCAGAAUUUUAUCGUGAAUAUGGGCCCAUAA
Plasmodium fragile is the source of this 618-nucleotide messenger RNA. RefSeq lists its product as uncharacterized. The record is from RefSeq and is a predicted model, not a curated record. The transcript has a single exon. The coding region runs from base 1 to 618 and encodes 205 amino acids. Lineage: Eukaryota; Apicomplexa; Aconoidasida; Haemosporida; Plasmodiidae.